Oryzias latipes (Japanese medaka) is the source of this 6149-nucleotide messenger RNA. RefSeq names its product actin nucleation-promoting factor WASL. The record is from RefSeq and is a predicted model, not a curated record. Lineage: Eukaryota; Metazoa; Chordata; Actinopteri; Beloniformes; Adrianichthyidae. Gene Ontology annotation, biological process: actin filament organization.
GCCCUCAGCUCUCAUCUGCCUGCCGGGCUGUUGGACAGGACAAGUUAAAAAAAAAGAAAAAAAGAAAAAGAAAAUACCAAAAAUAUAUGCCAGCAUGACAGGGCGAAGGCCCAGGCUGGAGAGACUACGUCUCUCUGCUGGAAUCAUCUCGGGGUCUUCCCAGAGGAAGUGGAGGAAGUGGACGGGGAGAGGGAAGUCUGGGCAUUUUUGCUUGGACUGCUGCCCCCCGUGACCCGGUCCUGGAUAUGUGCAAGAAGAUGGAUGAAUGAAGAACUGGUUAAAAAAGAAACAGCUACUAGGGGUUAAUAUUUGUGUAUCAUGGCUUCUGCACAGAGGUGUGGUGGUUGGCAUCCCAGCUCCAAGUGAGAAGGCCCUGGUUGAAAUCCCAUCUGGGCUCUUUCUGUGUGUGUGUGGGGGGGGGGGGGGGGGGCAUGUUCUCUUCAUGCAUGUGUGGGUUUUCUCCAGGCACAGUCAGAAGUCACAGUCACAGUCUCCCCCCCACAGUCAUAUGCAUGCUUCAAAGGUUAGUUCUAAAGUGUCCCUAGGUGUGAAUGGGAAUGUGUGUGUAGCCCAUCCAGCCUGCCCCCCGCUUUCACCCAAAAUUGGCUGGGAUAGGCUCCAGUAACCCCUAUGACCCCAAAUAGUAUCAAGCAGGUUUUGAAAAUGGAUGGAAGAACGGAAGGAUGGAUGGAUAGAUGGACUAAUAUACAGUAACAGAUAGCUUUGUAAACAAGAGUGAGUCAUGCCCAGAGCUCCCAUGAGGAAGACCAUCCACCAGCAACUCUAAAUGAGCACGGAAGUAUUGAUCCACACAGCUCUUUAGACACUAUCACAUGAGUGGAGAAGCAAUAAGGUAAAUAGUUUUACUUUCAAUAAGAACAACAAUAUGAAUCAUUUUGUUGGUUUUUCUAUUUUCCAAAGUGUGAGACAAUGUUUUAUACGUAUUUAUUCACCCAUGCUGAAGUUCACAGAACUAAAGCAGGAGAAACUUUUGUUUUCCUUAUAUUUUUGAUCCAGCAUGUCAUGAAGUGUAAGCAUUGUAAAAAAAACUAUUCAAUAAAACCAAAUGGGGUUGACAUCGUCAGUAAAAAUAGGUGACAGUUUUCAUUCAUCUGGGUGACAUUGUCUUGGAGUUAAAUCGUAGCAACUGCAAAUCUCUUUCAUUUCACCGCUGGUCCAAGUGGCUUCAUCGGCCUGAGCGGUGCAGGGUUCAGUCCAGCUUUGUUUCCUCCAGGUUGGUCGCCCAUACUCCUCCAAAGGCAUCCCUCAUCAAAAGGAAACAAAGAAGUGAAAGCAGAGUAAAACACAGGCUGUUUGUUUCUCUGAACUUAUUCUCAAGCAGGAAACAAAAUCCUGAGAAUGUGAUCAAAAAGUGUCACUCCACCGUCAUUUUAUCACUGAUUCUGAAGGUCCACCUGCUGGCAGCAGCAACACCGAGAAUGUCAGGUGGUUUGCCUUAAGCCUUAAAUCUCAGGUUGAGAAGAGUCAUGAGAUCAUUCAUUCAUUCAUUUUAAAAACAUUUGUCCAAGGAGAUGUAAAAAAGUAAUAUUUGUAAUAAAGAAUUGUUUUUAAAAAGGAGGACAGUGACUCACAUUCUGUAAGUCAAUGAAUGUUACGACUAGGAUCCCAUUUUGAGCAAUAUUUACAGUUUUUCUCCAUUGGUUUGGCUCAUUCCUUGAAACAGAAAUUACAUUCUCAAAACAACAUGGACAAACCUCCAAACCACUUGGCAAUUGUUCACAACAGAAUGGAAUUUACUCAUUAAUUUCAUCAAAUUGCAAAUGUCUUAGUACAUGUCUCAAUGUCUCAGUACAGCUUUGCAAGUGAUCACAGGUAGCCUUCAUUUAGCACAAUUUCCAAGUGAAUAGAUCUUGUUGAUCUAAACUGAUUGUUGAUUCUCAGUCUAAUGGUUGUUUGCUCCAAAAUGAGUCAGCAUCAUUUCAUUGUGUAAGUCAUCACAUGCACAAUAGUCUGUUCAAUUGUCAAAAUUUAUCAAGAACAUAAUACCAUGAAUGUGAUUUAUGAAUCCUUUGGAACAUUUGAUACAUUUAUUUGUAUUUUGAUUUGAUCCCUGAAACUGAGGUCUCUUAGGGCCUCACCUACCACUAUAUGUUAUUGUAUGGGACAAUGUGAAUUUCCACCGUGGCCCACUGGUCAGGGCCUGGUUCACUACUCAUCCAAGGAUGGUCAUAGUGUUCCUUCCACCUUACUCUCCUUUCCUCAAUCCUAUUGAGGAGUUUUUCUCUGCUUGGAGGUGGAGAGUGUAUGAGCAUCGGGCUCAAGAUCAGAGGUCCCUGCUCCAUGCGAUGGAUGCUGCGUGUGAGGAUAUUACGGGGGAUCAGUGUAGGGGAUGGUUGCGACAUGCACGCGGUUUCUUCCCUCGUUGCAUCACAAGGGAGAAUAUAUGCUGUGAUGUGGACGAGAAGCUGUGGCCAGACAGAAAGCAGCGUGUGGAUGGCCAGCAGGGUGAGGACGAUGGCCAGGAGAGGGAGGGUGAGGACAGCAACCAGUGAAGAACUGUUAGUUGUGAAACUUGAGCAUCAUAUACAGCACUGUAGGCUGCAUAUCAUUUUCAUUGUUAUUUUUGUGUUUAAAUUAUAAAGUAUAUUAUGCUGUAUACAUUUUCUUUUUACUCUGAUGUAUGAAAGUUACUGUGUGUGAAUGAUAAUGGUCACAAUUUCCUUGGCAGUAUGAGUGCAAUGUGUGCUGUUACUGUAAAGGCUACUCUUACCCUAAAAUCCUUUUCCUUUUUUUUCAGUUUUGUACAAAAUUGUAUUCUGUUAGCUAUACAAAAACAGUACAGUUACCAUUGUCAAUAAAGGACUGAGCUUAGACUGAAAGGUGGACAUGAGGGAUAUUUCAAUGGUCCUCUGCUAUAGUGAAAAAACAUCUAAUCAUUUUGACCUGCAGUGCCUACACAAUGCCAAAGGGACAAAGUAUUUUGGGGGCACUGACAGUUUAAAUGAGAAGGAAAUUUAGUUUUAACACAUGAGUGAAUUGCUUUGGGAGAGAUAUGAGCUUUUGCAGAUGAACCAUGGCGUUGUGCUGAACCAUCCACAUUAUUUUGACAAAAGCACCAAGACUGUUGAGAACGUCCGGUCUGAUCAAGAAAUGAGCCAAAGCAAUUGAGAAGGAUCUUUGCCAUUUUGGUGGCACUGACACUACAUGGGAAAGGAAUUUAGUUUUGAAGCAUGAGUCAAACAGUUUUGGGAGAUAUAUUAGAUUUUGCAAGUGAGCUAUACUGUUGUGCUGAACUGUAAGACUGUUUUACCAAAUGAUCCUAUAGUUUUGAGAAUGUAAUUUCUGUUUCAAGAAAUGAUCCACACCAAUGGAGAAAAACUGUAAUGCCCAAAUUAGAUCCAGUGCUGUGUUGAGUUAAAGAGUUUCAAGAAUAUACAUUCCAUAGUAAAAGAAGUUUAUUUUCAUGGAACCUUGAAGUUAUCUUCUUUUCAAUCAAGCAGUGUGCUGUUGACAGCUCCGGUCUCUUUGCAGCCCUCCUCUGAUUUUCUUUUGUUGUGGCUGAGAUUGUUUGUUGCUGCCGUCUUCUCCCCAGAAAUCAGUUCUGUUACUGCUGCCCAGCAGUCCUGACUCCACAGUAGUUAGGUUAAGAUCCUGACUGGCCCUGUCUUCUCUGUUCCAGUCUGCUCCUGGACCCGACUCCCAGACAUCACCUGAUUCUAAGAACGGCUCUCAUCCUCCCUCAUCAGCCUCUGCGGCUCACAGCCACUCCUUUCCUGAUCACGGCAGAACAUUCAAAGUGACAGCAAUGGCAUCUUAUUGAUUGCAGAUUGUCUUCAGGCUAUCCGCGACGACCUUGUUGUUCACACUGUGGUGCAUUUGCUUACUGGAACCCACCUCCUGCCCAUAAAUUUGCAUGGCUCUCUGUUGCUCUGUGAAUGCUGCUACUCAAACCAGUUACAGGGACCACACAGGCUUCAGUGGAAGCAUAUGGAAUGAAUGUGAGGACAAGGCAAGACGGGUCCAGACAUGGCACUUUGUUUGAUCCACAACUCUGAUGUGAUGAGUGAUCUCCUCACCAUCAGGGAGAAAGGUGUCCUCGUGUCCCUUCUCAAACCCCGCUGUCAGCUGAUUAAAUCAACAGUAGCACAAGUACUACAGGCCAGCAGCGCUCCAGGAGAGGAACAGAGCUGGGACCAAUUUGACAGCGGUGUGCUGUGCCUGCUGAAGGAGGAAUCUGCAUCCUCCUACUUCCUGAGUCUCUACUGUGUUAAGAAAGCGGAGUUACUGUGGGAGCAGGACCUGCGCCUUACCUCUGAGUACACUGUGUCACGUCCUUACUUUCACACCUUUCUGGCAGGAGCCCAGUCAUUUGGAUUCAACUUUGCAAAUGAUGAUGAAGCCGAAGAAUUUUAUCUUGCAGUGACGGAGGCUCGUGGGUUGAGGACCAAUCAGAUGAGACGAAAUGAAACAACAGCAAGCAGCUCAACAAACAAAGAGCCCAAUUCAGGAAAUACGUCAGAAGUCGGUCUUGACGGGAGGAAAGAUUUUCCAGCAGCGGCAAAGCCCAGCAUGGCUCAUGACAACUCGGAAGCUUUUGUGGAUUUGGAUCCUGCUAUAGAAAGAGUGUUGGUGCGGGCGGGACUCAGUAAGGACGAUCUCAAAAACAGAGACGUAACAGAGGCUGUUGACCUGAUAUUCGCCCGGUCUGGAGGAGUUAAGGCUGUGGAGCAAGAGCUGAGAAAGGCCGCCUCGCAGACGCUUCCAAGACCUGCAGGGGGUCUGGCUCCUAAACCCAACAGGAUUGGCCACUGAUGCUCCACUGCAAAUGUCUCCCCACCUCUUGCUAGGUGGACGGAGGUUUCCGCAAAGCAGAGAAGAAGAAAGAUCCAAACUCUGAUGGUGAGCCGCUUCCAGAGUCUUCAGCUGGGAAACAUUUACAGGGCUUCUGCUGAUUCUGUUGAUUUUUCCGCCAUUGUAUUUGACCUCAUUCUCUGUUGGAACAGAUCUUUGGUGAUUCUGUGGUGUAUGCACAUCUUUAGAUAAGUCUAGUUAUAUUCUGUGUCAGGAUCCAGUAAUCAAAUAAAGCUCAAGAUUUCCAGAACAAGACCUUGUUUACAGACACAAUAAUAAAGGUGUAGUCCAUUUCAUUAUACAUGCUGCUGUAACAGAACGAAAUCUGUCCUUUAGUUUUAAUCACAUAAAAUGCUGUUUAUCCCUUUAUUUCUUUAACCUCUGUGUUCAGUGAGGGACUUGUCCUUACGUUCUUCUUCUUCAUGGGCUUCUCCUUCAUAUGCUCUGGGCUUUCUUUCCCUUUCCCAUUCUUGUUUCAUUGUCUGGUUGGAUGUCAUGUAACAAAAACUAUAUCAAUAGUCAAUUUAUAUUCGUUUUGCCCUAUAUUCUGUUAUUAUAUGAGUUAUAUUGCAAAAAAAGGAAAUAUAUUCAUAUAAUGGAAGAUAAAAAUAAGAGAACAAUCAAGAUGUUAUUGUUUUUUAUGUAAAUAUAAGCUAAUUCUGUUGUUUUCAUAAAGGAUCUAGAACACUGUUAUCAUUUUGUGUUGUUUUGAAACACAUUGCCAGAUCCAUAAUAAAUGGAGGUGGUCUCCAAGGGUGUUGCUGUGUCACAACGCCCUACAUUUCUCUAGAACAGCAUAGAGGUGACUCAGUUACACUUGGCUUUCAUUUGUCUCAUUAGAAUUUUAUUUGUUUUUAAUCCUUUUAACUAAAAACAAAUGUAGCUGUUAAAUUGUAAUAACAAUGUAGUGUCAACUGCAGCCACAUUAAGUAAUGCAGGACCUUAUGGAAGUCCAACGAGACAAGGUUUUUUGAUCAAAGUUCCACCUGGUUUACCUUUCAAUGCGCGUUCAAUGGCUGCACGUUUGGUACGCAGCGCCUGAAAACAGUCGUAGAAACCUGCGUAGCAAUGAAGCCCAAAACACAUGGACUUUUAACUGGAAGUGGUUGAAGGCGCGUUGCCGAGGGAGGUGUGAACUUAGCUUCAGACCCACUAUAUAGGAUUCUGGUCAGUAGGACUUCCAGACAGGCUUGUGUUUGGGAGUAACCUGGAUGUCAUGCUGAACAGAUGCACCAAACCCCAGCAAGUUAUCUCCACUAUGCAGAAGGAGGGAUCUCAUUUCUGGGCCUCUUCUGGAUCCUCUCUGACCCUGACAGGAUAAAGUGGAGACAGAAAAA